AGGUCUACCGAGCCAGACCUGACGAACUUCUCUUAACUUUUUAGGGAAAUCAUUUUUAUAUAGUUUCAAUUUACAUGUUUACUUAAGUUGAAUUUUGCAAUUUUUUAUUUUAGAACGUUGUUAUAAAAUGAUGAAGAGUUGUAAAUUAACCACGGAGAUGAAACUGAAGUUAACCACGGAGAUGAAACUGAAGUUGACAAUGAUGGGGAAGAUGAAAGUAAGUUUUAAAUUUUGUAACUAUUUUAGUAGAACUAAAUUUAUAUGUUAAUGAUAACUUCUGUCUAAAACAAGAUGUUAAUUGUAUAUAUAAUUUGUUUAGUUUAUCAUAAGCGACCUGAUAAAGACAAAGCACUAAAGAAAUACAGAAAAUUGAAACUUAGACUAGAUGAUUUUAUGGAAGAAAUGAGGAAAACAGUCUUAUUAUUAGUGUCAAACUCUGUGACAACUGCAUCGUUCUCUGGUACUACUUCAACAUCAUCAUCAUCUGAUAUGACUGCAACUGCAGUGACAUCUAAUACUACUACAAUUGCCUCACCAUCUGAUACUACUACAACUGCAUUGACAUCUGGUAGUACUACUACAAUUGCGCUGACAUCUGGUACUACUACAAUUACAUCGUCAUCUGGUACUACUACAACUGCAUCGUCAUCUGGUACUACUACAGUUGCAUUGUCUGGCACUGCUGCAACCGAUCUAAAUUGGAGCAGCUACAGGCUUUAUCGCUCCCAGCACCCAGGACCUCUUUCUGAGAGGUCCUUUAACAAAUGGUGCUUUAAUAAUGGUAUGGAUGAGCCCUCAUUUAAAUGGAGAGCUCAUCCAUACAGGGGUGCUGGGAGGCACCAAGGUAAAAACAGCAACAAAAAAAUUUUUAAUAUCUUUAAUCAGUGAAGAUAUUUACAAUUUUUUUGUUGCUGUUUUUUCCUUGGUGUUUUAUUCUCAAUGAAAUAAAUUUAUAAUUUUAAUUUUGUUUGUUUUUAUUUUUUUAGUAUUUGUUUAGACUAUUAAUUUUUGACUAGACAUUUAAUUUUUGGUUCACAAUAUAACAUGACUGUAAUUGUCCCCAAUAUAUAUCAUAUCAGUUAAAUCAGAAAAAUGUACUAUAGUAGAUAAUUAACUGUAAAAAAAAACCACAUGUAAAUUUCUAAUAUUUUAAAGUUUAUAAUUUGUUGAUUUUUACCAGAUUUUAUUUCUUUUCAUUGUUUCGAAUUCAAUAGUUUAGUGUUUAUAACUGCUUUUAACUUAUGUUAAGCUUUAAUAAAUUUAAUCUUCUAAUUUUUACCUAAUAUAGAUAUUUUAAUAUGUAAAAUAGAUAGUCUUAAUAAUAAAG
Messenger RNA from Hydra vulgaris (swiftwater hydra), 1327 nucleotides. The record is from RefSeq and is a predicted model, not a curated record. Lineage: Eukaryota; Metazoa; Cnidaria; Hydrozoa; Anthoathecata; Hydridae.